This is a messenger RNA of Canis lupus familiaris (dog), 1829 nucleotides long. It is a transcript of the gene HORMAD1, whose product is annotated as HORMA domain containing 1. Lineage: Eukaryota; Metazoa; Chordata; Mammalia; Carnivora; Canidae. The record is from RefSeq and is a predicted model, not a curated record. The transcript has 14 exons. Bases 34 to 1236 code for a protein of 400 amino acids.
GAAGGCGCCUGCGCGUCAAGCUACGCGGAGCGCAUGCUGGGAGGGGCAGGUUUUCAGGUCGCUCUCGCUGGCCCUCAGACGUUACGUAAUGUUGAAUUAAAGAAAAGACUUUAUCGGAAGAUGGCCACUGCACAAUUGCAGAGAACUUCCAUGAGUGCUUUGGUGUUUCCCAAUAAGAUAUCAACAGAGCAGCAGUCUUUGGUGUUGGUGAAGAGGCUCCUAGCAGUUUCAGUAUCCUGCAUCACAUAUUUGAGAGGAAUAUUUCCAGAAUGUGCUUAUGGAACAAGAUAUCUAGAUGAUCUUUGUGUCAAAAUUCUGAGAGAAGAUAAAAACUGUCCAGGAUCUACACAGUUAGUGAAAUGGAUGCUAGGAUGCUAUGAUGCUUUACAAAAAAAAUAUCUAAGGAUGGUUGUUCUAGCUGUGUACACCAAUCCAGAAGACCCUCAGACAAUUUCAGAAUGUUACCAGUUUAAAUUCAAGUACGCUAGUAAUGGACCAGUCAUGGACUUCAUAAGUAAAAACCAAAGCAGUGAAUCUAGUAUGUCGUCUGCUGACACCAAGAAAGCAAGUAUUCUCCUCAUUCGCAAGAUUUAUAUUCUAAUGCAAAAUCUGGGACCUUUACCUAAUGAUGUUUGUUUGACCAUGAAACUUUUUUACUAUGAUGAAGUUACACCCCCAGAUUACCAGCCUCCAGGUUUUAAGGAUGGUGAUUGUGAAGGAGUGAUAUUUGAAGGGGAGCCUAUGUACUUAAAUGUGGGAGAAGUCCCAACACCUUUUCACACCUUCAAAGUAAAAGUGACUACUGAGAAAGAACGAAUGGAAAAUAUUGAUUCAGCUAUAUUAUCACCAAAACAAUUAAAAACACCACUUCAAAAAAUUCUCAUGGACAAAGAUGAUGUAGCAGAUGAACAGGAGCAUUAUAUAAGUGAUGAUUUUGACGUUGAAACUAAAAUGGAAGAGCAGAAAAGAAACCUUGGAUCUUCUGAACUUGGAGAACCAAGUUUAGUUUGUGAGGAAGAUGAAAUUAUGAGGUCUAAAGAAAGUCUAGAUCUUUCAAUUUCUCAUUCUCAGGUUGAACAGUUAGUCAGUAAAACAUCUGAACUUGAUGUAUCUGAAAGCAAAACAAGAAGUGGAAAAAUCUUUCAGAAUAAAAUGGUCCUUUAUCACUUUGAUUCUUCUAGUCAAGAGUCAGUGCCCAAAAGAAGAAAGUUUAGUGAACCAAAGGAACAUAUAUAAAAAUUAUUUUUUUCUUCUGUAUGUUUUUGAAGUUCUCAACAUUUAAACUAAAGGACACGGUAUUACUAUUUUAACGUGUAUUUGACCUACCUGUGAAGAUUUAUAUGUAGUCUUAAGCAGUUAGUACACUAAAAUGAAUUUUUAGCUGAGUUUUAUAUUGUGAUUCUUAAUCUUAUCUGAGACAAUGUAAGAGACCUUUUGAAUAAAACCAAAAGUAAAUGUCAUAAUAAUUGAUUUUUCUCAUUAUCUACUCACUAUUGAUCUAUCUUCCAUUUUGGUGGAUACUUCCUUUAAAUAUAAACUUCUAAGGCCCUCUAGAGCCAAUUUAAAAACAAAUAAUGUUUAUUUUAUCAUUAAAUUUUGAUAGGAAUUUACUUUUUACUUAUGUUAAAAGUGUAACACUUAACUGUCCCUGGGUCAUUAAAACAAUGUUCUUCAGUACUUUGAUAGAGUGUAUUAACAUGGUAAUAUAUAACAUACCAUUAAAAACUGGUUAUUUAUCUUUUGUAACUUUUUUUUACUUCAAGACAAAAUGACUGAUUUUUAAGGUCUGGCAUUUUGCAACAUAAAUAAAAUAUUGUUCAACAUCUAGA